AUGGAUCUACCAGUGCAUGUUCAACAUCGUAUCCUCGAAAACGUACCCCUGAAAACUGUCCUCAAAAUGCGAUGCCUUCACUCGACAUUCGACAACUAUUUCCGUUUUCACUGCAAAACCUGGAAUUGUUUUUCCCUGGCCAUCAUUCGACGAGAAGAAAAGGCGGCAACCUUUUUCCAACUGGACUAUGUACCCUUCGAUCAGAAAAAUUUUCGGAAAUGUCGUCUCUUGACCCUCGAUUCGUUGAGGAUCACCACGCCGCUAAAUACCUUGAAAGAACACCCGGUUGAUCUGGGAGGAUUUGGAGGUCUUGUUGAAGCUGGAGGACUACGAAUCCCGUCAUCUUGCGGGAAAGUGACUAUCAGCAUGCAACGUAAUCGCGUUGAUCUGACCGAAGCCACAAGGUUGAAGACGAUCUUCAUUGAAGGCGCCCGGCUGGAGAAGAUCACUAGCGAGACGACUACGGCGAUUCUCGACGAACUUCGCCUGGGGACAGCGACACGACAGAUGGUGGAUGGAAUGAUUGAAGAACUGAAUAGUGGAGACCGGAGUAUUCCAUGGAGAUAUGUGGAGACAGACAGCCGACAUUACAUUAACCACACCAAUGCCACUUUCUUCAUCACAAAACGACCAUCGGCGGGCGAA
This is a messenger RNA of Mesorhabditis spiculigera, 645 nucleotides long. The record is from the annotation of a GenBank genome assembly. NCBI's taxonomy places the organism in Eukaryota, Metazoa, Nematoda, Chromadorea, Rhabditida, Rhabditidae.